This is a messenger RNA of Scutellospora calospora, 413 nucleotides long. NCBI's taxonomy places the organism in Eukaryota, Fungi, Glomeromycota, Glomeromycetes, Diversisporales, Gigasporaceae. The record is from the annotation of a GenBank genome assembly.
CAGAAGAGCAAAAAAGAAGAGAAGCUGAGCAUAAUAGCAGAGAAAAGAGGAUAGUACUAGAAAAGCAAUACAAAGAAAAAAUAAAAUUAAAAGAAGAAUAUGAUCAAAUAGAAAAGACUAAGCUAGUUCGCAAGCAAAAAGAGCUAUUAAUAGUUAAAGAAAAAGAGGAAGAAGAAGAGAUGUUCUGUAAUUAUGAAUCCCUCAUCACUCAGGAAGUUAAAAGAAUCAAAGAAAAGAAAGCUAACAAAGAAAAAACAGCAAUAGAAAUCCUGUUUCAAGAUGAUCAAUCAAUAGAGUUCCCAAAGAUCACUAUAGAAAAAACGGCUAAAGCAAAAUUAACACCUGAAGCAGAAAUGAAAGUCUAUAUUCCACAAGUAGAAGACAAAAUUGUAGAAGAUAUAGUAGAACAAAAA